Egretta garzetta (little egret) is the source of this 367-nucleotide messenger RNA. RefSeq names its product histone H4. Lineage: Eukaryota; Metazoa; Chordata; Aves; Pelecaniformes; Ardeidae. Gene Ontology annotation, cellular component: nucleosome. The transcript has a single exon. The annotation marks the transcript as partial. The record is from RefSeq and is a predicted model, not a curated record. Gene Ontology annotation, molecular function: protein heterodimerization activity; structural constituent of chromatin; DNA binding. Gene Ontology annotation, biological process: nucleosome assembly.
GGGGGGGAGGGGGCUGGGCAAGGGGGGCGCCAAGCGGCACCGCAAGGUGCUGCGCGACAACAUCCAGGGCAUCACGAAGCCGGCCAUCCGGCGCCUGGCCCGCCGCGGCGGCGUGAAGCGCAUCUCGGGGCUGAUCUACGAGGAGACGCGCGGCGUGCUGAAGGUGUUUCUGGAGAACGUGAUCCGCGACGCCGUGACCUACACGGAGCACGCCAAGAGGAAGACGGUGACGGCCAUGGACGUGGUGUACGCUCUCAAGCGCCAGGGACGCACCCUCUACGGCUUCGGCGGCUAAACUCGAUUCCUGGGACAGGUUGCACGCAUCUAAAACACAAAGGCUCUUUUCAGAGCCACCCACAAACAUCAC